AUGUGGCGCAGGUUGGGCUGUGUGCUGUCCUGCAGCCUUGUGGCACUGCGGCUCAGUGGCCUGCUCUUUCUGAAAGAGCGCACACCAACAGGGAGCUCCAAGGCCCACAAGCACUUAUGGGCGCUGCCAAGGCCCCAACACAGCCAGUGCCCACCCAAUUUAGCAAUUGCUAAUGCCUCCCUGUCCCUGCCCAGCCGCCAUCGCCUCUUCUUAACCUAUCGACACUGCCGAAACUUCUCCACGUUGCUGGAGCCUUCUGAGUGUGCUAGGGACACCUUCCUGCUCCUGGCCAUCAAGUCCCAGCCUCACCAUAUUGAGCAGCGUGCAGCUAUUAGAAGCACUUGGGGCCGGGCUGGGAGCUGGGCUAGGGGCCGGCAGCUGAAGCUGGUGUUUCUCCUAGGGGUAGCAGGACCUGUGCCCCCAGCCCAGCUGCUGGCCUAUGAGAGCCGGCAGUUCGAUGACAUCCUGCAGUGGGACUUUGCUGAGGAUUUCUUCAACCUGACGCUGAAGGAGCUGCAUGUGCAGCGCUGGAUGGCAGCUGCCUGCACGCAAGCCCACUUCAUACUAAAGGGAGACGAUGAUGUCUUUAUCCAUGUUCCCAAUGUGCUGGAGUUCCUGGAGGGCUGGGAUCCUGCCCAGGACCUCUUAGUGGGAGAUGUCAUCCGCCAGGCCCGGCCCAAUAGGAACACCAAAGUCAAAUACUUCAUCCCAUUCUCCAUGUACAGGGCCCGCAACUACCCACCUUAUGCAGGAGGCGGUGGCUAUGUUAUGUCCCAGGCUACUGUGAGGCUUCACUCAGCUAUGGAAGAGGCAGAACUCUUCCCCAUUGAUGAUGUCUUUGUGGGAAUGUGCCUGAAAAAGCUAGGGGUGAGCCCCAUACACCACGCUGGCUUCAAGACAUUUGGGACCCAAAAGCCCCUGAACCCCUGGGACCCUUGCCUGUACAGAGGGCUCCUGCUGGUGCACCGUCUAAGCCCCCUGGAGAUGUGGACCAUGUGGGCGCUGGUGACAGAUGAGAGGCUCAAGUGUGCAGCUACCCCCCUAACCCUAGCCCUGAAGGGCCGGUUGAGGUAA
Molecule: messenger RNA, 1074 nt
Organism: Arvicola amphibius (Eurasian water vole)
Lineage: Eukaryota; Metazoa; Chordata; Mammalia; Rodentia; Cricetidae
Gene: B3gnt4
Product: UDP-GlcNAc:betaGal beta-1,3-N-acetylglucosaminyltransferase 4
Exons: 1
Coding region: 1-1074 (357 amino acids)
Cellular component (GO): membrane
Molecular function (GO): hexosyltransferase activity
Source: RefSeq, a predicted model, not a curated record